AUGGAUGGAUGGAUCGGAGGAAGCGCGGGAAAGUGCGCGCUGAGCGCGAGCGCGGGAAGUGCGCGGAAGGUGCGGAAGGUCGCGGGAAAGUCGCGCCCACCUGUGGAUAGGGAUGAGGUCGAUGUAGAAAUCAGGGAAUACGAGCCUGUAGAGAUAUCACUCUCUACACCUUUACUUAUCAUUGUCGGUCUUGGCCAGAUCUCAGUGAUCUCACAUAUCCCACUCCAAAUCAACGACAAUGUCUCGCGACCUACCAUUGGCCGACAGGGCAUGUCGCGGUUUACCUUAGUCCACACUGUUGAAGUAUUCCGUCUUUGCUGGUGUUCGCAACUUUCUACCAAAGCCACUCGUGACACCUCGCUGCAAGCUCUUCCUUCUUGCGCCACCAUUCCCCUUUGUACCGCAGUAUAUCCACCCUCGAAACCAAGAUCCUCAGACCAUAAACGACUCGCUGAGAUGAUGCAUAAUCUGAUGGAGAUCUCCCUCGCCCCAAGUGUUCCGGCUUCCCUUCGCGUUAUCCUGAGCAAGUACAAUAUCAUCAUCCGCCUCUGGACACACGCAUUCCAUAAACUCCUCGAGGCCUUGAGACGUGCCUCGUUUUCCUUGCCCCUAGCUCUUGAACACCUUCAAGAUUUUAUAUAUUAUGCCUACACCUUCUACACCAGGCUUCUUGAGGAGCCCACCCUGUGCUCGUUCCGACCCGGCUGGCUCGAAGCUCUUGGCGAUCUUGCGUGCUAUCGUAUGACCGUGGCCGCAAUGGUUACCAACAAUCAAUUGAAAGGCUCGGCGCUAACCACAGAUGCUGUUUCCAAAGCGGCCGCGGCAUCCGCUGAUGGCAAACCUGUGACAGCCAAGAGCAAGUCGCAGAUGAGCGUCAAAUCAUCUUCUGAUUGUCCCGCUGCGCAGGUUGAUGACUCGCCGAGUCCGAGCAUUGGCGUUGUUGCCGCACGUAUGAUGGAUGUUGAGCCAGAGAAGCAACUCUUGCAUGGUCUGUCGUAG
Messenger RNA from Suillus clintonianus, 999 nucleotides. RefSeq lists its product as uncharacterized. The record is from RefSeq and is a predicted model, not a curated record. The transcript is spliced from 4 exons. Lineage: Eukaryota; Fungi; Basidiomycota; Agaricomycetes; Boletales; Suillaceae. Gene Ontology annotation, molecular function: protein binding. Bases 1 to 999 code for a protein of 332 amino acids.